Kalmanozyma brasiliensis GHG001 is the source of this 1131-nucleotide messenger RNA. RefSeq names its product Exoribonuclease, phosphorolytic domain 1. The transcript has a single exon. The record is from RefSeq and is a predicted model, not a curated record. Lineage: Eukaryota; Fungi; Basidiomycota; Ustilaginomycetes; Ustilaginales. Gene Ontology annotation, biological process: nuclear mRNA surveillance; nuclear polyadenylation-dependent mRNA catabolic process; TRAMP-dependent tRNA surveillance pathway. The coding region runs from base 1 to 1131 and encodes 376 amino acids. Gene Ontology annotation, cellular component: nuclear exosome (RNase complex); cytoplasmic exosome (RNase complex).
AUGCCACCUCAAGUACUCUCACGGUCGCAGGGCGACUUUUUCCUGCGUGGCCUCACCUCGAAUCCACCGCAACGGUCCGAUGGACGGCAUCUUCUCGCCUUCCGAUCUCUCGACAUCGACACAGGAGUUGCUGCACAAGCCAACGGCUCAUCACAGAUCACGCUUGGCGGCACAGAGAUCUUCUGCGGCAUCAAAGCCGAAGUCAGCAGCUUCGGAGACGACAGCGACGACGAGGACGGCGAAGCAGAAUUCCAGACCCAGGACGAAUUGGACUUGGCGAGCGAAAGUAGAAAGACGGGCAGGAUCAAAUGCUCCGUAGACUACUCGCAGUCCCUUGUGCACUCCUUCGACAGCAAGGUGCUGGACUCGCUAUCGAUCUCGCUUUCUUCCAUGGUCAACUCGGCAUUCUCGCCGCGGUCGAGUCCUCUGCCAUUGCACCAACUGCUCAUCAUCGCCAAUGCUAAGCACUGGACAAUAUACAUAGAUCUCCUUGUCAACUCACUAUCAGGAGGCAAUCUCUUCGACGCCGCGUUCGCUGCGAUAUUCGCCGCGUUCUACGAUACGCGUGUGCCGGUGACUCGCGGCGUCGCUUUCGAGGCACCAGCGACAAUAGAUGAGUCGGGCAACGCGGUGCAGGGGGCUUUCGCGAAUGCGCAGGGCGACCUCGAUCAGAUGGGAAUCAAGGGCUUGCUCAAGAAGAAACCGAAAGGUAGCGCAGCUGCCACAUCAAAGAAGGGAUCGGGCUCCGACUCGAAAGUCGUCGACUUUGAGCUCGAGCACAGCGGCGAGGAUGGAGCGGCACUGGACGGACGACAGAAUCUGCCGCUCUGCAUCACGGUCAACAUUCUUCCCAACAGCUACCUGCUCGACGCCGAUGUAGACGAGGAAGCUUGUGUCGGCUCCCGCGUUCAAGUGCUGGCGACACGCACCUCGAAAGUGCUCUCGGUUCGCACAGAGGGAACAGAAGAGAUCUCCUUCAAGCGCGUCAGCGAGGCUAUCCGUAUUGGAAGCGUUCAAGCAGCUCGGCUGGCCGAAGCUUUGCUCACGCAAUUGUCGAGACAAGCCGAUGCGGACGAUCAAGACGAACAGGUUCAAGCUUCGGCACAUGGCUCGAUGGAUGUAGACGCAUAA